AUGACUGUGGAAGAGAGAGACGUCGAGUAUAAAGAAACUAGAGACACAUUUGGAGAAGAGAAUUUGGUCCGCGGCGGGUUCCAGCCGCGCCUUCCGACUUCGCUGCCGCCCCCAGGGCAGCAGCAGCAGCCGUCGCCGCUACCACGCCGACAGCCCGUCCCGUUGAUGCCUCCCGCGCAGCUUCAUUCGGGAGCGCCCCAGGUGGUCGCUCCGGCGCCUGCGGUCCCUCUUCAGUCGCCACCGCCUUCGAAGCUGAUGGACGUCGACCCCUCAGCCGGGCCGCCUUCCCAAGCGGUGGCUGUGCAGCCUGUCCUGCAGCCGCUUUCCUUGGGCACCCCCAAGGAGUCUGACACCGCAGCGCCUUGUCCGGCGCCCACUCAGCAGCCGUCGACGCAGCGUCAGGAGACGCUGCCUCUCUUCGUGGGUCCCGACGCCCCGUCGCGUCCAGUACCAGAAGCUGCAUCAAACAAGAACAUAUGA
Messenger RNA from Schistocerca americana (American grasshopper), 480 nucleotides. RefSeq names its product classical arabinogalactan protein 9-like. The transcript has 3 exons. The record is from RefSeq and is a predicted model, not a curated record. Lineage: Eukaryota; Metazoa; Arthropoda; Insecta; Orthoptera; Acrididae. The coding region runs from base 1 to 480 and encodes 159 amino acids.